AUGUCGUCCCCUUUCGACCAACCUCCCCGAUUCGACGCCAAGCAGUUCCGUGAAGCACAGGAGAUCCUCCCCGGUCUCUUCCUCAGCGGGGCAUUGAUCUCAGAGUCGCGUGAAAAGAUGAAGGAGCUCGGGAUCACGCACAUUAUCCAAGUGACAGAUGUCCCUACUCCCAGAUUCCCGGGAGAGUUCAUCUACAAGGUGAUUCCUGUCCCUGAUAUGGACGAGACCAACUUGAUCAAGCAUUUCACGGAUACCUAUACUUUUAUUCAUGGUGCCAUUGAGAGCGGGAAGAAGGUUCUUGUUCAUUGUCAGGCGGGAGCAUCUAGGAGUGUGACAAUUGUGUGCGCGUACUUGAUGAGGGAGAAGAGUAUGUCGGCUCUUGAGGCCUUGAAGCACGUCCAAUCCCUUCGAGAGGUCGCGGAACCCAAUGAUGGGUUCAUGACACAGCUACUUCUUUACGCUGAGAUCGAGCACGAUGUCAAUGUCAACCGGACUGCUUACAGACGCUUUUUGAUCGCCUCCAACGCCGCCCAACGUGAGAUGCUCGGAUAUAUUGAGGAUAUGACAUUGGCAACGGAUCCUCUAAACGCACCCGCACGUGCCGCAGCAACAACGGCAACAGCUAUGACAGCAGGGAUCCAGCAAGGGCCACUCAAGUGCAAAAAGUGCCGCCGUGCGCUUGUGGCUCGCGACAGUGUUGUCACUCAUACCCCUGGACAAGGCCAGGCUUCGUUCGGAUACAGGAAGCGUGAUGCCACCCUUCAUAUCUCGGAGGCGGUACAAACAGAUAUUUCCAAGAUUACGCCAAAGGCAGCUACGGUAUGCCAGUCGUACUUUAUCGAACCUGUCGAGUGGAUUCAGGAACUGCAUGGAAUGGAGGGCAAGAUCUCGUGCCCGAAAUGCGACUCGAAGCUGGGAACUUUCAACUGGUCGGGCGAGCAGUGUUCUUGUGGAUCUUGGGUCACUCCUGCCUUCAUGAUGCAUAAGGGCAAGGUUGAUGGAUAG
Molecule: messenger RNA, 1005 nt
Organism: Linnemannia hyalina
Lineage: Eukaryota; Fungi; Mortierellomycota; Mortierellomycetes; Mortierellales; Mortierellaceae
Source: the annotation of a GenBank genome assembly